Symsagittifera roscoffensis is the source of this 1214-nucleotide messenger RNA. RefSeq lists its product as uncharacterized. The coding region runs from base 50 to 1141 and encodes 363 amino acids. Gene Ontology annotation, cellular component: ribosome; mitochondrial large ribosomal subunit. Gene Ontology annotation, molecular function: structural constituent of ribosome. Gene Ontology annotation, biological process: translation. The transcript has a single exon. NCBI's taxonomy places the organism in Eukaryota, Metazoa, Xenacoelomorpha, Acoela, Convolutidae. The record is from RefSeq and is a predicted model, not a curated record.
ACUUCUGUGAAAACAUUGCAAUUGAUUUUUUAGAUUUUUUCAGAGCUGCAUGAAUAAGUGCAUUGCAGUUUUGGAGCUGGGAUUGAGAUGGCCUCUAGCAGUCAAAUCGACCUCUAUAACUCAAGUUGCAUAUAGGUCAAGACAACAUCAGCAGUUUAACCAUAACUUUCUCAAAACUGGAAAAUCUGCAUUUGAUAGCCGGUUGACCGAUAUAAAUGAGUCAAAUAUAGACUUUCUCCGUAAAGAGUAUGAAUUGUUUACGCAGAAUAACUCAAAAGUCCUGCGUGAAUCAUUGCAAACUGAGCGAAAAGAGCAUUCUUGGAAUGAAAUCCGUUGCGGAGCUGUCGGUAUAAAAUUGGGAAGCUACCCGAUGUUUUACAAAGACGGCAGUCGAACUCUAGCUACAUUAGUACAACUGCUUGACACUGAAGUUGUAGAUGUAACGCCUACAGAUUUGAAAUCAGUCUUCUUCUACCAUCGAAAAAAGUUGGCCUCCGAUCAGAAUUAUUUCACAGUUACUGUUGGAUGCCGAAAUAUUUCACCCGAAUGGUUGUCCGAAAAUCAGAUGCGAGUUUUCAGAAAACAUGGAAUCACAUGUAAAGAAAAACUGACAGGUUUUAUAUGCACAGAAAAUUCGGUUUUGCAACCUGGCACGGUUAUAAAAGCAGAUCAUUUUGUACCUGGUCAGUUAAUAAAUAUUUGGGGACGUUCACUUGACCGAGGGUUCCAAGGGCCGAUGAAGCGAUGGAACUUCAGAGGAAUGCCGGCAACUCACGGAACAACCAAAUCACAUCGUGCUCAUGGUGCUUUAGCAUCGACAGGACAAGCUAGGGUGCUACCGGGACGCAGAAUGGCGGGUCAAAUGGGCGAUAAACUUAUUUUCAAACCUUCCACUAAGAUUUUAAGAAUCAACACGAAAUAUAAUGUUUUGUUUGUGCAGGGUUUGUUGCCGGGAUUAGAUGGAAAUUUCCUCUCUCUGAGAGACUCGAAGUAUGGAAAAUUGUUUGCUAAAACGGGCGUGACGUCACUUCCGUUUCCGACUAGUUUCAGCUCUGACAGCAAAGAAGAAAUUGAAGAUUUUUACGCAGAUGAUAUUUGGAAUUUUGCAGAUGGUGCAAUAAAAUACGAAACUAAAGACUAAAACAUAAAACUGAUCAAAUGUCUUCAAAUGUCUUUAAAACUGAGUGAAAAUAAGAAUUCCUUCCAGUCAUUUA